Molecule: messenger RNA, 1545 nt
Organism: Mycena indigotica
Lineage: Eukaryota; Fungi; Basidiomycota; Agaricomycetes; Agaricales; Mycenaceae
Exons: 1
Coding region: 1-1545 (514 amino acids)
Source: RefSeq, a predicted model, not a curated record
AUGCACUGGCCAAACUCACGCAUUUUCUACGACAUUCUGGCUCAAUCUGCUUCACCCGGGUUUGCAAUUCAUGCGCAAUCCCUUCUCGAGGCAGCAGAAGAACAACUCGCUCGAACAACCGCGCAAUCAAACCUCUUAUCUCCACUGCCAGGCCACCAACAGCUCGUGGCUCGGAUUGCUGCGCUCAAAUAUGCCGUUGCUCCAGUGCGAAAGCUACCCGCAGACAUUCUUUUGGAGAUAUUUCGGAUAGUUGCGGAUGAUUUGCUGAUACCCUUCUACUACAUAAACUGGUAUUCCAACAGACACUUCCGCCCCGCAUUCCGACUGGCCUCGGUUUGCUCAUAUUGGCGGCAGCUCAUGUCAACAGCGCCGCGCCUGUGGCCUACGUCUAUGACACUCCAGUUCAGUCGUUUUGGAUGCUCCCCUCAAUACUUGGACGUCGCUAAGACUUUGCUUCAGCGAUCGAACCCAUACUCUCUGGACAUCACAGUCGAUGGCCGUGGCCUGAACGUUGAACCUUCCUUGGCUUUGCACGUCAUAUUCGUCGCCAUGAACGUAGCUUCUCGUUGGCAGAGGAUAUCUAUGGAUUGUGAUAUCGUUCCUUUCCUAAGAGCUGCACGAACACCAGGUCCACUCAUUCACUUGACUGAAAUCAACCUCCACAACUUAAAUUGGGACGAAACAGACGAACCAUCGGCCUUCUUCUUGGAUGCACCCAAGCUAACCCGUGUGUCGCUCAGAACAUCCCAUGCUACCAAGCUUCUGCUGCCUUGGUCGCAGCUCACCAAACUCCAAUUAGAAGGUGUUGAAUCCCCAGGAUUCCUGGCCGUUCUGGAGCAAUGCAUUUCCGUGGUUAAUCUCCGCUUGGUGGGCUAUAUAUGUGACGAAGAUGUCAUUGCCCCCUCCGCACUGUCCACCAUCGUCUCUCUAGUGCAUCUCAGCAAUCUAAAGCUAUCGGUGACAGAGGAUCAUUGCACAUUCGAUCCCUUGUUUCGCCAUUUUACAUUUCCGUCUCUUAUCAACCUCACCCUCAACGCUCCCGGCGCAGAUGAUACGCCUGAAAUUGGAGAAUCCUUUCCCUCCUUUCUGGCGCGGUGUUCUGCUCUCAGCGACCUCUCGAUCUCUUGCUUUGAUAUGAAUGAAACGGCUUUGAGUGACAUCCUGCUCAAUAUUCCAUCGCUCACCAGCCUCACACUUGCAGCCUGUUUCUACUGCGUAGACAACGCCUUUUUUGAGCGGUUGACAUACCGUCCCACAGACCUCGUUCCGCCAGCACCGUGCCUCCAACGGCUCCAUCUUGACGGUGUCAAUGAUCGUUACAGUCAAGAUGUCGUCCUGGCUAUGGUCUGCUCGCGCUGGUGGACGGACGACGCUCUCCGGCUCCCAGCUCCACGCGUUGCACGCUGGCAAAACAUAUAUAUCUGCGGCCGUGAUCCACCCGAAGUCGUACUUUCGGACGCAUUCAAAGCCGCGAUGGCGGAAUUGCGCGCUGAGGGACUGGUUUUCGAGGUCGAAGAAUAUGAAGAGACCCAUGGUGACAACUGA